AUGGUAGAUUCUAAAUUUUCAGGAUUCAGAAUCAGAAACGGUGGUGAUGGUGUGAAUUAUAGUGGCCAUUUUCAAAUCGACACAGUGUUUCCCAGUUAUGAUGCUGCUGUUGAAUGGGCGAAAGAAAUUGCCCGGCCAAUUGGAUUUAUAUUUGUCUCAGCAUCGUACAAAAAAACCACCGAUAGUCAGCCGUAUCGAUAUUUGGCUUGCGAUCGUGGUCGGAAGAAAAGGCCAAGAGAUUUGGAGAAUGUGAUUCGCAAGGACACUAAAACCAAGUCCGUUGGGUGUCCUUUCUACAUCAAGAUAUAUUACGAGAGAAGCACUGAUGGUUGGAGGAUCUGUGCUAAAAAUGAUGUAACCGGCACCCACAAUCAUCCAUUCAUUGUGUAUCCUGAAGGUCAUCGACAAAUCAGUGGUCUUAGUCCAGGUGCGAAACAGGUUGUGCGUAACUUGAUGAGGUCAAAGGUUGCCCCUCGUAAUAUCAUGGUAACCAUUAUAGAGCAAUUUCCUAAAGAUCAUCCAAACAUCAGGCAUAUAUACAAUUGUAGAAGUGACAUCAGAAUGGAGGAUUCCAAAGGAAGAGGAGUGGUUCAACAAUUACUGCAUUUGACUAGAGAGAGUCACUACCUUUACUGGGUUAUGGCUGAUGACAUCGGUGUUUUACAGCAUGCAUUCAUGGUGCAUCCGAUCACGUGCAACUUGUUACGCACAUAUCCGUACGUGAUUGUUAUGGACUCCACAUACAAGACAAACAGAUACGGCAUGCCAUUCUUUGAGAUAGUUGGGGUUACACCGACCAAUCAGAAUUUCCUUGUUGGAUAUGUGUUCAUGAGAAACGAGACACAAGCUAGUUAUCGAUGGGUGCUUCAGAGAUUUAGGAAUUUGAUCGGAUACCAACAGAAGCCAUCAGUGUUCUUAACUGACCGUGAGCUUGGACUUUGUACAGCAUUGAAAGCCGAGUUUCCUCACACUACGCAUUUACUUUGUAGGUGGCACAUUAAUAAAGAUGUCGAAGCUUAUGUGACUGGAUUGUUCAAGGACAAGACAGUGGGUGCAAAGUUCAAAAAUGGUAGAUGGAAACGAGUCAUGGAUGCAGCAUCUGAGCCGGAAUAUGAGUUAGCCUUGCAGAGAUUGAAAACAAGUUGGGGUCGGUAUCCAAAAGUUGUGGAUUACGUUGAGACUACUUGGCUUCCCCAUAGAGAGAAAUUUGUGACGUGUUGGACGAACAAAGUUAUGCACUAUGGUAACGUUUCUACAUGUAGGGUUGAGAGUCAGCACUCGGCGGUCAAGAGUUGGAUGGAAUCAUCGACUGGUUCUUUGGAUAUGGUAUGGGCUCGAGUGCAUUGCCAGAUUGGAAAUCAGAUCGUUGGAAUACAUAACGCUUUGGAGGCUAGUAGAUCUAAAGUGGGUGAGAAGUACAGGCACAUGCCGUUGCAGCGGCUUAAUGGAAAAGUUUCUCAUCAUUGCCUGUCUUUUCUUUACGAUGAGACGCAAAGAAUGACAGAGUUGAGUUACGAGGUGCAUGAGCGUUGCGGUUGUGCUCUACGGAUCACCCAUGGGAUACCAUAUGCUUGCCAGAUUUAUGAUUCAAUGCAUGAUAAGGAGGGGUUGUAUUGCAGUCAAAUUCAUCCAUUUUGGCAGAGCCUUGUCAUUGGUGAUGGUGUUGAUAUACCGGAGUUCGUCGAUGAGUCAGCUGAAGAAGCAAUACAUUUUCGCUCCCUUGUCGAUGAGGUUUUGGCUAGUGACCCUGUUACGAUUCAGAAUGUUUCUCGCAUCAUUGAAGAUGAGCUGCAUCCGAAUCAUUCAGAUCUUGAGGAGCUGGAAGUGAAUCACUCAACACGAGGUCGACCACAGGAUCGUUCUACUAGGCGUGAUCGUAGCCAUUUCGAGAAUGUUGAGCGUAACACAAGCGGUCGUGGAGGGAGAAGGUCGAGACAACAUAAUUCAAGGCAAAACCGUCAAACUGAAUCCGGAGGAAAUGGAUUCAACAUCGAACAAUGUAGGUACGCUCACUUGCUCCCCGGACCUAUAUUGCCUUACAUAACCGGAUGGAAUGAUGUCAUUGGUGAUGGUAAUUGCGGCUUUCGUUGUGUUGUCUCCUUCUUCAUGGGUGAUCAAGAGCAAUGGAGAUUAGCUCGACAAAUCAUGGCUAAUGAGAUCAUCGGUUAUCCACACUUAUACAGGAGGAUUUAUUAUGAGCCAGGUGGUUUGGAUUUUGAGAUACAGCGUAUUCGUUGGAGCGGUGGCCCAUGUGGGGAAAGACAUUGGAUGGUAGCCUUUCAGGAUUUGUAUGUAAUUGCUACCUUGUACAAUGUAACUGUGAUUUGUUAUGGCAUUGGGUUGACACCGACGAGCUACUAUCCUUGCAUCACUGUGUUACCAUUGCGGGCCCCCGACAAUGCUACUGCACCAGCUCGAGAGUUUGUUAUAGGUACUGUGGGUGGGUCACAUUUUAUUCUAUUACAGCUUGAUCAAGACCAUCCGAUUCCCCCGAUUGCAGAUGUUUGGUACCGGGCUCGUGAACCUAGCGUUAUUGGAUGGGAGCAACGAUACCAGCUUAGAAUUGGUUUGUGGGAAAGAUUAGUUGCGUCAUGA
Messenger RNA from Chenopodium quinoa (quinoa), 2595 nucleotides. RefSeq names its product PKS-NRPS hybrid synthetase CHGG_01239-like. The coding region runs from base 1 to 2595 and encodes 864 amino acids. Gene Ontology annotation, biological process: regulation of DNA-templated transcription. Lineage: Eukaryota; Viridiplantae; Streptophyta; Magnoliopsida; Caryophyllales; Amaranthaceae. The transcript is spliced from 3 exons. The record is from RefSeq and is a predicted model, not a curated record.